UAAGAACAAGGCUAACCAAUCACAUGUUAGAAUUCCUAUGUGAUGUCAUAAGACCUCCCUAGAAUACUUGUUCUCCUCCACCUACUGCAACUAUUCCCAUAAACCUGGGAAAAGAAAACUGCCCAGCAAAGCUCCCAUAAGACUUCAUACAACUUAAUACUCUGCAUUGUGACGAUCACAGAAGCCAAGGUCUCUUAAAAGAAGACAACUCACGUUUGGGUGCCUGUUGCCAACUUUAUCUUCCUCUUGACCACUUAAAGAACUUGACUUCCUACUUUCUAUCUUGCUGGCAUCAUGGAAAAAGUCCAAUACCUCACUCGCUCGGCUAUCAGGAGAGCCUCAACUAUUGAAAUGCCUCAGCAAGCACGUCAGAAUCUCCAGAACCUAUUUAUCAAUUUCUGUCUCAUCUUGAUAUGUCUGCUGCUGAUCUGCAUCAUUGUGAUGCUUCUGUGAAGAGCUAUGCCACCUGCAGACCUGCAACAUGCCAACUCAGCUUACAACCGAGCACGCAGUCAUGGGGGAAGCACCCUUCUCGCUGACAACGUCUUUGUGAAGGUCACGAUUAAGAGUGAAACUAAUUGUUAGCCUGUGUAUUCAUCUGCUGGAUCUUGUAAACAAACUUUACAAUGACUAAGUAUGCAUAAUGUAGCUGCCAAUUUCCUCAACGUGGCUCAUAAAUUUCUUUCCUAAAUAU
Mastomys coucha (southern multimammate mouse) is the source of this 694-nucleotide messenger RNA. RefSeq names its product phospholamban (gene Pln). The record is from RefSeq and is a predicted model, not a curated record. Bases 295 to 453 code for a protein of 52 amino acids. Gene Ontology annotation, biological process: negative regulation of calcium ion import into sarcoplasmic reticulum; negative regulation of ATPase-coupled calcium transmembrane transporter activity; negative regulation of heart rate. Lineage: Eukaryota; Metazoa; Chordata; Mammalia; Rodentia; Muridae. Gene Ontology annotation, cellular component: membrane; sarcoplasmic reticulum. Gene Ontology annotation, molecular function: ATPase inhibitor activity. The transcript is spliced from 2 exons.